AUGAGGAAACGAGGUUGCUCCAAGCGCGGCGUGACCCCAGAGCGGCUCAACACGCCACGGAAGCACGGGCCACGCUUGGCUUCCCCACAGUCCCCAUCAACUGAGGCUGCCUCUUCCCGCAGCAAUGCCGAGUCCCCGGCGUCCCAGCCCCGCAGGGCCGCAGGGCGGCCGGGGCUGGUGAAGCGGUCUCGGGGUGCUGCUGGCGAGCGGGACGGGGCGCUGGCACCCUCGGCGGGCAUCGGGGCUGACGGCACCCCGCUGGCACGGGCGCCGGGGGCCCCCGGACGCAGACUUCCCUCGCUUCACACCCGGGGGCCUGGCCUGGCACGGGUGUCCCCAGCGUGCGGUGUGGACUCGGGCCGUCCCCCAGCGUGCGGUGUGGACUCGGGCCGUCCCCCAGCGUGCGGUGUGGACUCGGGCCGUCCCCCAGCGUGCGGUGUGGACUCGGGCCGUCCCCCAGCGUGCGGUGUGGACUCGGGCCGUCCCCCAGCGUGCGGUGUGGACUCGGGCCGUCCCCCAGCGUGCGGUGUGGACUCGGGCCGUCCCCCAGCGUGCGGUGUGGACUCGGGCCGUCCCCCAGCGUGCGGUGUGGACUCGGGCCGUCCCCCAGCGUGCGGUGUGGACUCGGGCCGUUCCUCCGUCUGCAGCUGCGGCACAGAGUCCACGGCUACUCCAGCGGGCCACGGCUCGUCCAUCUCGCACACGAAGCCGUGUGCGUGGCGUGAGCUGGGCACUGCCACCGGCUCCACGUUGACCCUCGACCUCUCGCGACGCCCCCCUUCCUAUUCCAGCCCGCAGGGCCCUCGCAGCCCCCGGCUGUCCUGA
This is a messenger RNA of Perognathus longimembris pacificus (Pacific pocket mouse), 825 nucleotides long. RefSeq names its product MAGE-like protein 2. Bases 1 to 825 code for a protein of 274 amino acids. The transcript has 2 exons. The record is from RefSeq and is a predicted model, not a curated record. NCBI's taxonomy places the organism in Eukaryota, Metazoa, Chordata, Mammalia, Rodentia, Heteromyidae.